CUUCCGGUUUCAAAGUCCAGCUGCUAACGGAGCCGAUAGCGACUAAUGGAGGAGAUGUUGUGGUGCGGGAGCUUCGUGUGAUCGCUUUUACUGGCUCGUGAGUGUGGCAGCAGCAGACAGACAUGUCGGUGGAGCCUCUGGUCCAGCUGCUGGAGUCUUACCGAGGAAGAGACAAAGUUAUCCGGACGGCGUGUUACGGCUCGCAGCUGGUCGGAGGCCUCCUCUCGCGUAAAGCAGAAACCGACGUCUCUUCCCGUCGGCUCGGGAAGCGUCUGCUGCUGUUUUCCGCUCAGCUCAGCCACUGCAGGACGGUGCUGAGGCUGUUUGAUGAUCUGUCCAUGCUCGCUUACUCACACAGCUAUGGGCUCGGAGGAGGGGAGGAGGACGCCGGAGUGCGCUUUGUAUCGGUGCUGAGCAACGUGGCCGACCAGCUGUACUACCCCUGUGAACACAUCGCGUGGGCCGCGGACGCUGAGCUCAUUAAAGUGAAGUCUGAUAAGUGGUGGCUGUUGAGCACGGUGCUGUGGGGAACCUCGCUGCUGCUGGGAAUACUCAGAUCGCUCCGAGUUUUGCUGCUGCUGAAGAAGAAGCUGCAGAGUGCUGAGGAUGGAGGCGGCAACAGCCGCUCUCAUAUCCGAAGACAGAUGCGAAAGGAGGUACUCUCCGUCCUCAGCAACGUGGCGGACCUCAGUAACGCCAUUCAUUGGAUGCCGCCCGGCUUUCUGUGGUCUGGACGAUUCCCCAACUGGCUGGUGGGACUGAUGGGCACCAUCUCAUCACUGAUUGGUUUGAUGCAGAUGAACGCCGGAGACAGUGACGGGACAGACAGUCCAUAGUCUUUACCUCACCUUAUCGAUAGGAGCAGACCGGAAGUUUUGUCUGAAUGAUGCAGACUUGUGGAAAAUGCUGAGUGGGGAAUGAGUAGCAGAUUUGUAAUGUGAUCGAAUUCCAGUCAGACUGUCUAUGGAGAUAUAUGAACAUGUGAAAUCACCUCGACCUAUAACUGGAUAAUAAGUGAAUAAUCAAAGUAGACUUGUAGGCAAUCAUCAAAGUCCUCAGAUGUGACUGAAAGCCAAUUUAAAAAGUUGCAAACUGUUCAAGUACAGUAUAGAGGUUUUAGAAAAUGGCUAAAUGGAUGCAGCUCCCAGGGUGAAUCUACGUUGUAUUAUUGUGCCAUUUUCAAUCUCUCUUUUCUAUUUAUGUAGUGAUUGAUCAAUGUAAAAAGUGAAUAAAUCACCAGAAUCAGCUUUAUUUUUGAUUCUGGUUUACACCUUUUUUCUGAUUGCUGGACUCCCUCAAGAAUAAAUGUAAUAUCUCAAUAUAUUAUUAUUAUUAAUAUUAUAUUGAAAUCCAUCCAUCCAUCGUCAAACCGCUUAUCCUGCACACAGGGUUGCGGGUAUAUUGAAAUAAUAUUUAAAAAAAUGAUUUCUGUCAAAUAGCUUAAAGGAUGUAAUGUCUCUAAGCUACACAACAUAAACUGAUUGAACAGUUUCACUAAGACUCAGGGAUUGAGCUCAGCAGAAAACAGUUUUAUAUAGAAACUGUCCGUUUUACUUGUAAGAUUGAAUAGAAGCUGCUUGAAAUGUAAACUGUAUAAUAUGUUACGUAUUUUUUGAUUAUGGAAACUAAUCAACUUUUCUAAUAAAAUGAAUUGACUGUU
Molecule: messenger RNA, 1660 nt
Organism: Gasterosteus aculeatus aculeatus (three-spined stickleback)
Lineage: Eukaryota; Metazoa; Chordata; Actinopteri; Perciformes; Gasterosteidae
Gene: pex11g
Product: peroxisomal biogenesis factor 11 gamma
Biological process (GO): peroxisome fission
Cellular component (GO): peroxisomal membrane
Source: RefSeq, a predicted model, not a curated record